CGGCUGCUGCUACCUACGGCCGUGGUUUCAUAAACGGCUACGAAGGAUGGCCGCCCGCGUCGUGGGGAGCGAUCCUGUCGCAGGGGAACGAAGAAAGAGCUGCGACUUGUGCUGCUCGAGGAAAAGGCGCUGCGAUGGAGACGGCAUCAACCCUUGUACCCUGUGCGCGACCAAGGGCGUGACGUGUGCCUACAGCAAGAAGGGAAGAAGGGGUCCUAAGCCGAAACCUAAACGUGGACGUGAGGGUGAAGGGAUGUUCCUGUUCGGUGGCGAGACGGAACGAGGACGGGUCGGGGAAGGGGGCAUUCGGAGCAUGCUGGACUGGGGGGGGCAGCAACAGCAGCAGCAACAACAGCAGGACGAAAUCCGGGGAGCGAUGAUCCACGUCCUGAGCUAUGGCCAGUUCGGCAUGCCCAGUGUCGAUGGCGAGUCCUUCUACUCUCCCUCCACGGACUCUUCCACUGCGGGGGGUACGAGCACCGGCAGCGGUAGCGGCGUUGGGGAAGAGCCAAGCCUCAAGCUCAUCCGGCUGAAGGAGGGAGGGCUGGGCAUUGCGGCCGGGACUCCCGCUGGGGCGGACGGAGGCGGGAGCGAGAGGGACCUGAAGCAGCGGGCGCAGCGGGCGAGACUUUCGGCGGGGGUGGCGUGCCUGUGGGCCGGGAUAGGGGUUGGUGCGAUGCUGUGCGGCCAGACGGCGGAGGCCACCUCGGGCUACGCAGAGAACGCCAGGGAGGCCAUCAAGGGGUGCUACGACGUCGUUUCGGAGGAGGUGUUAAGGGCGUUCUUGUGCCUGGCACACAUGCACUCUUUCCGGGAAGACUUCACCAAGUUCUUCCGCUACACGGCCAUGGCCAACGAUGUCGCGGCUUCCUUGGACCGACAGGCGUCGGCAAAGCUACCACAAGGUGGCUCCCGUGGCUCCCAGCCCAAGCAGCAGGGGUGCUCGGAACCGGCGAAAUUUCUCCUCAAGUGCUUCGAUGCCAUGAGCCAUUUCUUGGAGCUCGAAGGAGAGGAAAGCAACUCGCCAAUAACGGGAAUUGUCGCUCCACCGCUGGCCCGCGGCGCCUCCAGCAGCGGCGGCGGUAGCGGUAGCGGUAGCGGUAGCCGGCGAAGCGGCGGGGCGGGCGCGGGGUCAACCUCCGACGCCGUCGCCGCGGCAGCCGCCGCUGCAGCCGACGACGAGAUGGGUCAGACCGGUGGUAGAGCGAGAGCAGGCGCCCGCAUUGCCGAGGACAACGGGAGUAGUGGCGUGGGCGGGGGCGGCGGCGACGAUUGGCAAUCCAGGAGCGAGGAGGGGAAGACAGCGGAGGGGGGAGGGGACGGCCCGGAUAGCCCGGGGGCCGCGGCGGCGGCGGCGGGGUGCAAGGAGAAGGAGAAUGAGCCGCGAAUGCUGUCGCAGAACGAACUCUCUACCCUGAAGGAGAAGGCCAUCUUGGCGGGAGCUUUGCGGUCCAACCCGUCAGCGUUAGCCCACGAGGAGUUCCCCGGCCUCAAGAGCGCGGUGCUUGUCCAGGAGUGCAUCAGCGUCCUCGGGGACAACCCCGUGGCGAAACAUCUCGGAAACUUCGCCCUCUCCUCCGCCGCUGCAAAGAAGGGCCAAGGCCGAGGGGCAGGCGGCAGCGGCAGGGGGGAGGAGGCGAAGCGGCGGCACGAGGGCGACGGCGACGGCGCCAUCAUGCCCGCGGGCGAGGGCGGCGCGGGCAGCGGGAGCGGCGGCGGUAGCUCCUCCGACAACAGCGACGGCGGCCUCGAGUUUCCGCCUAUGAAGACGAACCAGGUGCUGUUCGUGGGAGACACGCGGAUCUUGGAGGUGUCGAUGGGCGUGGACUGCUCCUGCAUCAGCGUAAUGUGCAAGGCGGUGGCGGGGAAGCCCUGGGCGGAGAUCAAGGAGGACGCGCGGGACGUGGCCAACACCGCGGACGCUAUCCUGGUCCCGGUGUUGGCCUCCCCGACCAUCUCGCGGUCCGUCUGCGCCGUGAAGCUCCUGGCGAACUCUGCCUUCUCGCACCUCUGCCUGGGCAACGCUGAAGCCGCGAUGAGGGCCGUCCGUCGGUUCUCCGCCAUCCUCGAGGAGUUCCCCGGUAUCGUCAGGCGAACGGGGUUUCCGCCGUGGAGGCACUGCUUCCACUGGAUGGCGGGGAUGCUGGAGUCUGCGGGGCUUCGCGACCUGUACGAUGGCUUGAGAGACGGGCUUGCCACGAUCAACAUGAAGAGCAUGCGAAAUCUGCCUGAGUUUGGGAAGGGGGCCCACGACAUCAUGUGCAAGUGCUCGCACUUCCGCUGCCAGGCGACACAUCGGGCUCUCGCGGAGCACGCCAAGCUCGACCCGUUCGGUAGCUUCCACAUCCCGCACCACUGCCCGCAGUUCGGGCCCGCGGCGGAAGCGGCUGCGGCGAGCGGUGGCAAGUCGACGACCUUCCGUGCGGGUCGCGAGGCGUCGGAGUGGGCCGCGAAGCUGAGCACUGUUGAUUCGCGGAGCUCCGGCGGCGGCGGCGGCGGCGGCGGCGGCGGCGGCGGCCGGGGGGGAAUCACCAGCGGUGCCGCCGCUGCCGCCGCCGUCGCCCCCCCCCGGCGAGACACAGCAGCCUCCAAGACCUCCGCCGCCGCCGCCGCCGCUGCUCCUGCGGCCGCCGCGGCGGCAGCCGCCGCCGCCGCUGCGAGGUUAAAGGCUCCACCGGCGGUGGCCAGGCCGACCGCCGCCGCGCGGCUGGUGAGGACGGCGGCUCCGUCGAUGGCGGCGCCGAGGAUGCCGAUGCCGGCGGCGGCGGCAGCGGCGGCGGUGCAAACCGACUCGUCCCACAAGGGUGGCGGUGGCGGCAGCGGCAGCUGCAGCGGGGGGGUGUCGCAGAGAGAGAUGAUGUUUGGCGGUGUCGGGGCGGCCGGGGCUGCGGCGGUGGCCGACAGGCCCAUGACGCGGACGAUGCCGGCGGCGACGGUGGCGGCGGCGGUGGCGAUGAAGGGGGCACGAGGAGGCGCAGCUCCUCGGCUUGUGCCUUUGGAGGAGGAGCAGCGCUGGCGAACCAUGCCCGGCGUGGGCGGCCAGAGCCACCCAUCAGGGAUAGGCGAGGCCUUGUCUUCCUUUGACACGUUUUCGGGCACCGGCGGCGAAGGGGUCAACCUGUCCGCCGCCCCGGGCAGCGUCCCCGGGCUACCGCCGGGCAUCGACGCCGCCGCCACCACCGUCACCAGCUUCUACAUGGGUAACCACGGCGGCGGCGGCGUCGGUGUCAGUGGCGGCGGCGGUGGGGCCGGAGUCGCGCCACCGCCUGUGCGGGCCGCGAGUUGUGGUGCGGCAGGGGGCGGCGGCGGCGGCGGCGUGGCCAUGUCGAGCGGGUUUGUUAGCGGCCGCGCGGGGGCGGGCGCGGGGGCGGCGGGCUCGGGCCUUGCGACUUUCGGCCACUCCAACCAGCAGCUGUGGGGCGCGGCGUAUGGGGGAGAGUCGAGCGGCAACCUUGACGUGGGUUGGGUUGUUUUUGAGGAAGGAAGCACGAGAGUUUUGAUGAACGGCGCCGCUGGGGAGCAAGAAGAUGCACCGGACUUCGAAGAGUUCGCUCCUGAGAUCGACUUGAUGAUUACGGAUGGAACCAAGGCUGGAUGAUCUCCCUCGAAAAGCUAAAAGAAGGAGGCAGAAAUUGUACUGUAAGAGACGGCAUCCUCCCUGUAAAAUAGCGUGGCAUUGGCAUUGGAACGCUGGCGUUGGUUGUUGAUUGUUUGUUGUCGAUUGGUGGGGGGAACAGCCUGUUCUGAUUGUUUCGGUAACCUAGACUUGUAUGAUUGAGAGAGCGGGGCGGCCUGCGCACGGUACUCAGCAGCAGCAGCAGCAGCAGCAGCAGCAGCAGCAGCAUCCGGUCGCUGUUGAUGAAGAGUGGUUGCUUGCUCGGUGGAAGCGUUCGUUGGCUAAUGGGUGCGCCCUGUGUUGGUUUGUUUGACGAUUGAGAGCGCCCCGCGGAAGGGUGAGUAAGGCUCAUGCGAAGCUGCGAAGCGGCGCCUACAAGUGUGUGUGUGUUCGCGCCUUCGCUCGCUGACAAUUCUAUAGCCGGGCGAGAAGCAUUUUUUGUCCUUGUCUGGCUCGGUUGGGAGGCACCCCAAGGGUAUACUGCCAUCGGAAUAGGCCCCGGUUGGUAUCUGCGCCCUUCGGUUAUUACAUGGAUGGAUAUGUUUGGAAUUGGCCUUCACAUUUAGUUUGGAUCGCAUUGCGGUGGGCGUGUGCCAUAUGUUUUUCUUGGAAUGUAUAUUGCGGUGGUUAUAGGUUGGGAGCCAGAUUUUUUUUCCCACAUAGCCUGCAUGCGCGGUGGGGUUUUGACGUAGUGCGUGGGCUUUUUACUAUCGUGUCUGCUUUGGUUCUUCCUCCUCAUUCGCUGAAAACAUUGGCUGGGUAUUGAUAUGGUUUUCACGUACGUGCGUACUUACAGCUUGUCCCUUGUUUCGUUUUUUUCUAGGCGUGGUGAAGAAAAGUUCACGAGAAUGUUGUUAGAGCUUGGUAAGUUGUCCUUUUGACUACUCUGCAUAGGCAUCUGUUUGUUCGUCGGCUAUGUAUACGGGCUCUGGGUGAUGGGAGUUUAGGCUGGGAGGCUUUCUUCUGCGAACUCCCUUGUACGCCCGGCUCGGCUCGUGUCAGUAGUCUGUUUAUCCAUGGGUCAAAACUUAGUUGUGUGCGAAACUGGACAUGGUUUGCUCUUUUUGUUCGCCCUCUUCGCACUAUCCCGGGGUGGUGCCUCGUGUUUGUUGCUUCUUUCUUUUAGGUCUGAAUGUUUGUUGGCGUUCGUUUUCCAAUCUGUUGGCGGAGCAACAUUGCCACGCUGCGUGCUCGCGUGCGUGCAUGCGUGCGUGCGUGCGUGCGUGCGCAUCAGUUCUCUCCCAAUAUACAUACAUUUUUUUUUCCGUGUGUGUAGAGAAAAGAAAGGAAAGACUUUUCCAUGUUAAUGGUGAUGAUGAUGGGUGAUGACCAACGGCGGUGUUGUGUCGUGUGUCGUCUCUUUUGUCGUUUUGUUGGAGUUCUAGUGGGUUUCGGGGGGCAGCGGAACAGACGUACGGAAGAUUUUUUGGCCAGCCUGGCGUAUGCACAUUUGAUCGCGCUGUGUGUGCAGCUGUGCGGAGCGGUUCCGCGCAAGGGCCCUGAACGGGGAGUUGUAUUGUCCGGGGAGGGGUCGUGUUUCGGGAAGGGGGUGGGUGGGGGGGUCAUACACGUUUAUCUUGCGUCCACGCGGAGAUUGAAAUGGUUCAGUCCAUUGUGGACGCUGCUGUUAUUGUGUUAUGACGGUGCACCUAGACAUGCAAUCCCGUGCAACCAGAACAUACCGUCACAAAGCAGCAAACACGGAUGUACACAUCCAUCGGCCAAAAAGUAGAAGUAGCAUAUGUACACAGCUGUCUGUUUUAUGUUUUUGCCCCAUUUCGGCGGGCUUUUUUAGCUACAGCAGUAGUCUAACGUUUUCCGGCGAGGAAGCUCCUAUCUUUGCAUCUGAAGGGGGGGGAAGCGGAAGUGGUACUGGGCGAAGGAGGUCGAAAGGUUUCCAAUUGUGAAGGCGACGGACAGAGCAAUCAACUAGUAUGA
Ectocarpus sp. CCAP 1310/34 is the source of this 5554-nucleotide messenger RNA. Lineage: Eukaryota; Phaeophyceae; Ectocarpales; Ectocarpaceae. The record is from the annotation of a GenBank genome assembly.